AUGUCAGAUUCGAACACAACCGACUUCACCAACCCCUCCACCUUCAUCCUACUUGGCAUUCCUGGCCUAGAGGCAGCCCAUAUCUGGAUCUCCAUUCCCUUUUUUGCUAUGUACACCAUAGCUGUGUUGGGGAACUUCACUAUCCUGUUCAUCGUGAAGAAGGAGCCGAGCCUCCAUGGGCCCAUGUUCUAUUUCCUCUCCAUGCUGGCCAUCACUGACCUGGUCAUGUCCACAUCCACCCUACCGAAAAUGCUGAGCAUUUUCUGGUUCAAUUCCAGGGAGAUCAGUUUCAGUGCCUGCCUCACUCAGAUGUACUUCGUUCACUGCUUCUCAUCAAUGGAGUCUGGAGUCCUCGUGGCCAUGGCUUUUGAUCGCUAUGUGGCCAUCUGCCAUCCCCUGAGACAUUCCACCAUCCUGACAAACUCUGUUGUGGCUAAGAUAGUCCUGGCUGUGGUGCUGCGUAGUGGCAUACUCGCAUUGCCCUAUCCCUUAUUGGUCAGGUGGUGGCCAAAUUGCAGAACCAACAUAAUCCCCCACUAUUAUUGUGGGCAUAUAGCUGUGGUGAAGCUGGCCUGCGCUGACAUCCGCAUCAGUAGUUACUAUGGGCUGUUUCAUCUUCUCUCUGUGAUCGGAAUGGAUGUGUUUUUUAUCACCGUGUCCUAUACUCAGAUCCUCCGGGCCAUCUUCCGCCUCCCCACAAAGGAUGCUCAGCUCAAAACUUUUGGGACCUGCAUCUCUCAUCUUUGUGCCAUCUCAGCUUUAUACAUCCCAGAUUUAUUCUCUUCUCUUAUUCAGCGGUUUGGUCACAAUGUGUCACUACAUUUCCUCAUUCUUAUUACCAGUGUGUACCAGCUGGUGCCCCCCAUUAUACACCCCAUCAUUUAUGGAGUGAGGACCAAGCAUAUCCGGGGCAGGGUGCUCCAGCUCUUUACUCAUAAAGAGACCUAA
Gopherus flavomarginatus (Mexican gopher tortoise) is the source of this 948-nucleotide messenger RNA. RefSeq names its product olfactory receptor 52E4-like. The record is from RefSeq and is a predicted model, not a curated record. Lineage: Eukaryota; Metazoa; Chordata; Testudines; Testudinidae. Gene Ontology annotation, molecular function: olfactory receptor activity; G protein-coupled receptor activity. Gene Ontology annotation, biological process: G protein-coupled receptor signaling pathway. Bases 1 to 948 code for a protein of 315 amino acids. Gene Ontology annotation, cellular component: membrane. The transcript has a single exon.